Molecule: messenger RNA, 1455 nt
Organism: Macrosiphum euphorbiae (potato aphid)
Lineage: Eukaryota; Metazoa; Arthropoda; Insecta; Hemiptera; Aphididae
Source: the annotation of a GenBank genome assembly
AUGAGACUUAAACUAUUAAUUUAUAAUACUGAUGUAAAAUAUUGCCCUGGAAAAUACAUGUAUAUAGCAGAUUUACUAAGUAGAAAUUAUAUUCGAAGAACUGAGUUAACUGAUGAAAGCUUAAAUGAUGUAGUACACAUGAUUAAUGAGUUUGAUGUACAGUUUAAAAAUAACAGGUUAGAACAACUAAUAAAAGAAACGUACAAAGAUGAACAUUUAGGUAAAGUGUUAAAAUAUUUGGAUGAGGGCUGGCCCAAAAAAAUUGUGGAGAGUGGUGAAAUAAGACAUUACUUUAAAAUAAAAAAUGAACUGAUUAAAGAAAAAGAGAUUAUUUACUAUGAGAACAGAAUAGUUGUGCCUAAAUCGUUAAGGAUGUACAUAAUCAAGAAAUUACAUGAUACACAUAUUGGAAUAACCAAAACAUUAAAAAAGAGCAAGCAAAUAUUUUAUUGGCCAGGGAUGUCAUCAGACUUAAAAAAUUUUAUUGAGGCAUGUGAAAUAUGUAAGAAGUUUAGUUGCAGUAACAUAAAAGAACCACUAUUACAACAUGCUAUUCCUGAGUUACCAUUCCAAAAAAUAGGAAUAGAUAUAGCUGAGAUAGAACGCUCAAAUUACUUAGUUGUAAUGGACUAUUUUUCGAGGUGGAUUGAGGUUCUGAGUAUGAAGGAUAAAACUAGUGAAACUGUAAUAUCACUGCUAAAAAUAGUAUUUAGUCGUUUUGGGAUACCUGAGGAAAUAGUGGCUGACAACAAUCCAUGUGGUAGUAGAGAAUUUAAACAGUUUGCUGAAGAAUGGCAUUUUAACGUAACACUGUCAAGCCCCAACUAUCCCAAAAGCAAUGGUCUGGCUGAGAAAGCUGUGGGGAUAGCAAAAAAUAUGAUAAAAAAGUCUAAAAGUGAGAAUCAAGAUUUAAAUUUAUAUCUGUUAAAUUAUAGGAACGCCCCUGUAGCAGGAUUACCUUGGUCUCCAGCACAAAUGCUACAAAGUAGAAUGUUGAGAUCUAAAACUAAUAGUUUAAAUAAAAAAAUUUUAAGUCCUAAUGUGGAAGACUGCUCUGAAGAAAAUAAAUUAAAAAAAUUAAAACAAAAAAAGUGGUAUGACAAAACAGCCACAAAUGUUCAACAAGAGUUUAAACCGAAUGAAAACAUUAUGUUACAAAACAAAUUUUCAAAACUAUGGUCUAAAGCUGUGGUUUUGAGUAAAACUAAUUGGCCUAGAUCAUAUUUAGUGAAGGAUGAAAAGGGUAAAAUACUUAGGCGAAAUACAAAAUUUAUGAAAAAAGUGAGUAGCUAUGAUUUAAGUUUGGGUGGAAGUGAUGAUGAAAUUGGAAGUGAUGAUGAAAAAAAUAAAAAAGAGGUAGUGAAGUUUGAAAAUCAAAAGAUAGCAACAAAAGCAAUUGUCAGAACCCAAAAAGGAAGAGUAGUAAAAAAACCUAUAAGACUAGGAAUUGAUUAA